AUGAUGGAGUUUGACAAGUACAACGGACCGGUGUUCCUGACCACCCCUGAUGGCAAGAAGAUUGUCCCGAUUCUCCCCGUAGAGAGGGACUUCCUCAUCGGAGCCACUCUCUGCACUCGCACCCAGUUCCCCCUGAUCGUAUGCUACGCUAUUACCGUUCACAAGUCACAAAGCAUCACAGAAGAUAUGAUCGUUACCGAUCUCUCCUGCCGGGAUUUCCAGACUGGGUUAAGCUACGUGGCUGUCUCUCGUGUGAAAACGCUCGAGGGCUUGAUGUUGGAUGCCCCAUUUGAUCGCAAUCACCUGAUUUACGCGUCUCCCCCAGAUGGCAUGAAGAUGAAGAUGAGGGAUCAGCAGCUUCGGAGACGACAGGUUCUUACACGGAAUCCUUACAAGACAGACCACGGUUCUGCAUAA
Messenger RNA from Fusarium redolens, 417 nucleotides. RefSeq lists its product as uncharacterized. Lineage: Eukaryota; Fungi; Ascomycota; Sordariomycetes; Hypocreales; Nectriaceae. The record is from RefSeq and is a predicted model, not a curated record. The coding region runs from base 1 to 417 and encodes 138 amino acids. The transcript has a single exon.